AUGAAAGUACAUGUUUUUGGAAACAGUCCCUCCCCUGCAGUGGCGACUUACGGCUUAAGAAAAACAGCUGACAUUGCGGAAGAAAAGUAUGGCAAAGAUAUGAAGAAAUUUGUUCAUUUUAACUUUUAUGUAGAUGACGCACUGUCUUCACAUGCAACCACAGAAGAAGCAGUAUCGUUACUUCAACGGACAAAGAGGGCUCUGGAGGAACACGGUCACCUACGUCUUCACAAGAUAACCUCCAACUCCAAGGAAGUACUAGCUGCAUUUGAUCAUCAAGAUCUAGCUAAAGACCUGAAGAAUUCGGAAUUCUUGGCUGAUGAUCUUCCAACACAAAGAAGUCUGGGCGUUUGCUGGAAUCUUCAAGAGGACUUCUUUACCUUUAAAGUAAACAUAGGAGAGAAACCCUUCACUAGACGUGGUGUCCUCUCUUCUAUCAAUAGUCUGUUUGAUCCUCUUGGAUUUGUAGCCCCAGUGACAAUUGCAGGAAAAGCAAUUCUCAGAGAGGCCAUGACCAGUGGUUUGGAUUGGGAUGAGCCAUUGCCGCCUGAUUUUAUCCAAAGAUGGAAUGCAUGGAGGUCAUCAUUGUCAGGUCUUGAAAUGCUUUGUGUACCGCGUACUUAUGGAGGAGUACCGAUAAGCCAAGCACAUAGUACAGAACUUCUGGUUUUCUCUGACGCGUCUACAAUGGCUAUUGCUGCAGUCGCUUAUGUGAAACUGGGUUACGGAACAGAACAACGACUUGGAUUCAUUAUGGGAAAAACCAAGCUAGCCCCAAAGCAUGGACACACCAUACCGCGGCUGGAACUCUGUGCAGCUGUUUUAGCUGUUGAACUGUAUGAUCUUAUUACUAGAGAAAUGGACAUUAAAUUUGACAAUGUUUCCUUUUUUACUGACAGUAGAGUUGUCAUAGGUUACAUUAAAAAUGAGUCAAAACGAUUCUUCACGUAUGUAGCAAACCGUGUGGAUAAGAUUCGCAGACUAAGUGAACCUGAAGACUGGCACUACAUUUCCACAAAGUUGAAUCCAGCUGAUGAAGGCACUCGCUCAGUGCAAGUGAAAGACUUGCAGAAUAGCUUAUGGUUAAAUGGACCACCUGUAACGCAUGAAUUGUGGAACAAUGAUCAGGAACCACAACUAUGUGGAGAAGAAUUUGAUGAUGAUUCAGAAGUCAAAUCUUGCAAGAUGGAAGUGCAACCAUGCUGCAAUUUAGGGUCGCAUCGUUUUGAGAAAUUCUCAACCUGGAGUAAACUCACUCAGGCAAUAUUGCUGAUUCAGAAAGUUGUUAGAUGGAACUUACUACACAAACGUAGAAAUGGAGAGGACAAAAAUCCACUUACCUUGAGAGCUGCUGAACUUCUGAUCAUUCACGUCAUUCAACAUGAGGCUUUCCUGGAUGAGAUUAUCGCCUUAAAAUCUGGACAGACUGUGCUUAAAACGAGUCCCAUUUAUGACCUCGACCCUUACCUUGACGACACUGGAUUAUUGAGAAUUGGAGGAAGACUUCGCCGUUCGAACCUGACCACCCAGGAAAAGAAUCCAAUCAUUAUUCCCAAGAAGAGUCAUGUUGCAACUCUGCUCAUAGAUCAUUUUCACAAAGAAGUAAAACAUCAGGGUCGUUUGUUCACAGAGGGUGCAAUACGUAGUGCGGGGUAUUGGAUCAUCGGGUGUCGUCGUCAAGUGAACUCUUACUUGCAAAGGUGUGUGAUCUGUAAGAAACUUAGAGGAAAACAGCAGCAACCUAAAAUGGCCGACCUUGCGGAAGUUCGUCUUCAACCUGCCCCACCAUUUUCAUUUGUUGGAACUGUGGAACCAACUUUGUUGGAGCUGUGA
This is a messenger RNA of Magallana angulata, 1833 nucleotides long. RefSeq lists its product as uncharacterized. The record is from RefSeq and is a predicted model, not a curated record. NCBI's taxonomy places the organism in Eukaryota, Metazoa, Mollusca, Bivalvia, Ostreida, Ostreidae. The transcript is spliced from 2 exons. The coding region runs from base 1 to 1833 and encodes 610 amino acids.